This is a messenger RNA of Python bivittatus (Burmese python), 2845 nucleotides long. It is a transcript of the gene CFAP95, whose product is annotated as cilia and flagella associated protein 95. Gene Ontology annotation, cellular component: plasma membrane. NCBI's taxonomy places the organism in Eukaryota, Metazoa, Chordata, Lepidosauria, Squamata, Pythonidae. The record is from RefSeq and is a predicted model, not a curated record.
GGACAACCGAGGGAAAAUAUGAGGAAAAGAAAGCUCUGAAGGGUAGAUUGCUAGUACUCAAGCAGGGGAACAAAAACGAUUCUGUCCACCAUCCCGCUUUCCAUCCACACUCCGCUAUACUUUCUUCACGAGUUUGCUUGCGUGUAGGAAAUCCCUGGAGACAUUUUAAGUUACUUAUUCUUGUUUAAAAGUAAUCGAGGGCGACUUCAUAAAGUAUAAAACGAUAUAAUUAUAGAGCCCUGACACAACCAACAUUUCUAGGGUCUUAUCCUGAGCGCCUUUCUUUAAAAGUAAAUUGAAUGGAUAUGAAUGGACUGCAAUCAUUGGGAAGUGAAAGUAUUCACUUUCACUCAGUAGUUAGUAUCAAUGCUUACGGUAUUUACUUGGCAACAAAUCCCACUGAGUUCAGUGAGGCUUACUUUCAGGUUCUACAACAGAGAGACUGAACCUAAGGAUUAUGAUAUACAUGAAAUUAAUUUGGGUUCUAAAAACUUAUGUCAAUCUACUUACUGGAGACUUGGAACCAUGGAUCAAAAAUGGAUAACCACAUAUCAAGAUCAUCUGUCUUCUCCCUGUAGCAAAAAAGAAUACAGGGAACAAGAGAUUUGGAAACCUCUGCUGGAUGAAGAUGGUUUUCACACAAUUAUUGUUGACAGGGAGACAGGACUACCUGAAACAGGUUUUGGUGCUGUAUUGCCACGUCACCCUCCAGAGAAGUUUAAAAUGUUUCUGGAUACAACAUACCGAAUAGACUAUGUUCCACCAUAUGACUAUGGACCAUAUGUUAUACCUGAUACAGGUGGAUACUCUGUAGUACAUAGAAAAUGUCAUUCUCAGUUUACUGACACAGCAGAUUACAGAAGACAUGGGAUCAACACAUGGCAAGAUGAAAGUGGAGUAUAUGCUAACGCAGAUCUAAAGCAGAAAGUAUUUCCUGUAACUAAUCCUAUACCAAUAAAUGUGGAAGAAGCUAAUUCUUAAGCAUUAAUAGUGACUCUACAAAAUUAAAAUCUAUUCAUAUAUAUUAAUUUUUGUUAAUGGAAUUAUUCCCUUAAAUAGCACUGCGGCUUUUAUAAUAUUUAGUUUGAGCACCAAUCUGUAAGUUUGUACAAAGGAAUCUUAAAUUGGAACUGUGUUACUUUUGCCUGCUACUUGAUUUUAAAAAUACUCCAAAUACCAACAACUUAAUUCUUUAUAACUGGUACCAGUACUGGAUGAGAUAUGGGACUUUUCAGCACAUGACACAGAGCAGUAGUUCUUUCCUAUUUUGUGUGCAAGGAUAUAAACAGUUUUAUUUUCAGCAUAAGUAUUUGUGGUCUUCUUUGACAACUGCUUUGACAUUACAGUAGUUACACAGUUUAAAAAGUUGCAUGAAUUAUUUACAAAAGUAAGCCUUGGUAUGCACAGGCUUAGACUUCAGGCUUGCAGUGCCUGAAAGAACCUAAUUACUAAUCAGCUGACUCAGAAAUAAAAGUUUAAGCAAAGACUAUAUUACAAAUGAUUUCAAGAAAGCACUGUAAUUCUUUUUGAAAGAUUCCUUUUGAUGUUGAUCCAAAAUCUAUUAAUGCAGCAUUUUUUAGCCUUCUUAAAUAAAUCACUGAUGCUACUGGAGUGUAUGAGAUCUUUUUCACAAAACAAAAAUAUAGCCAACAUGCUUCUCUAAUGAAAGGCCAGUGCUAAUUUAUCUCACACUAUCUAAAAUUACUGCAUCAGUGCAUUGAAGAACUUGACCAGCUGAAGAAUACUUUAUAAUAAUCUCAAAUGUAGGUAAAAUUAUACUGUAUUUUUAAGAGAUUUAUAGUGUUUUUUCCAUUAAUUCCAAGUACUGAUUUUAGGGAUCCAAAAAAGGCCAACAGGAACUGGGCAGAUUCCAGCCUCCAACUGUUUCAUUUCUGUGGUCAUCACUGAAGCACCCCAAUGUAUGCAUACAGCAAGUCUUGUGUUGGGAGAAGAUGGAAAGCACCAGCUGCAAACUAAGUUCAAUGAUCUCAGUUAUGGGCUGUGGGUAAGAUGAAGGCUGUGUCAGUAGGCUAUGCCUUUAAAGGAUAUGUAGUGACAGAUCUUCAAGGUAGAGUUAGGGGAAUAUGUGGUUGUGUUCAAAAUAAGUUCAGUAACUUCAAAUGUGUUGUUACUGAAGAUAAUUAAGUCAGAAAACAAAUCUUCAAUGCUUGAGAACAAAUUUUGUAUAAUUAUUCAGUUAGAGAAAAGUGAGAGAAAACAUUCUGUAUUUUAAAGUGAGUAUUGCUUUAGUUCCAUGUCACCUCAGUAAUGUAUAUGAUAUGUGGCAACUUCUAAUCACAGAUUUAGUUCAGAUUACUGCUGCCUGUUCACAUCUGUCUAUUGGUGCUAAUAUAGGAAAGAACAUUUGGUAUUUUCUGAUUAAAAUUUUAUAAAUUACCAAGGCAAUACAUCACUGAAGUUUGACAAAGCAAUUUCUUCAGUCAUAAAUAAGCUUGGGCCAAAGGAUUACACCCUCAUACACAGUGUACAUAAAUAAGCUUUAUGAUAAGGAGUGUUAUACUAAAAAUAUUUUGUGUGUGCUUUUAGCCAAAAUGAUGAUGAUGAUGAUGAAGAAGAAUAUGUUAAGUGUGGAACAAACUAUUCUUAAGUGUUGUUUGUGCCUAUUUCCUUAGCAACUAUCCCCUCUGAUCUCUGUAUUUGCAUUAUGUGGUACUACACUGUGUUUAUUAUAUACUUCUGACAGUAUAAUUAAAGAACAGUAUACAGUGGAAUUAAAGCAUGAUGCUUUCUGCCCAGCACUUUUACUCCCAAACUCAACUCUUUCUAGUGGAUAGGCUGGGUUCAUAUACUGUGCUUAAUUGAGCCUUAUUGAGCUGUAAUUCUA